This is a messenger RNA of Morus notabilis, 1088 nucleotides long. RefSeq names its product UPF0664 stress-induced protein C29B12.11c. Gene Ontology annotation, cellular component: nucleus. The record is from RefSeq and is a predicted model, not a curated record. Gene Ontology annotation, biological process: positive regulation of DNA-templated transcription. Lineage: Eukaryota; Viridiplantae; Streptophyta; Magnoliopsida; Rosales; Moraceae. Bases 189 to 812 code for a protein of 207 amino acids. The transcript is spliced from 5 exons. Gene Ontology annotation, molecular function: transcription coactivator activity; chromatin DNA binding.
UGCAUAGAUACCAAACUCACCCCCAACAGAAGUAGAACAGAACGUCCAGACGUUUGUAGAAUCGCCAUUGUCGGUUCGUUUUUGACAGAGCUCCUUUUCUCCUGCAAAUAUAUAUUCAUCUUAUAUCGCACGAAUUUGAUCCCAAUCAAACAACUUCACCUUCUUCUUCUUCUCGAUCGCUCGCGAAAAUGGCUUUCAACCCUCAGCUUUUCCCCAAUGGCAUGCCGGUUCCUUUUGUCAACGAGAUGUUCGUUCUAGCCAGAGACGGCGUCGAGUUUGAGGUGGACAAAAUCCCUGGAACUCAGGGGGGUCAUGUUAAAGCAAAGGGAAUGAUUUACUUGUCAAAUAUACGCAUGGUCUUUGUCGCAAAUAAGCCCGUUGGAGACUUCUUUGCGUUUGAUAUGCCCCUGCUUUAUGUCCGUGGUGAAAAGUUUAAUCAACCAAUCUUCUUCUGCAACAAUAUUUCUGGUCAAGUGGAGCCGGUGGUUCCGGAAAAUCAACCUGGAGCGCUCUAUUCUACCCACUCAUUUAAGAUUUUGUUCAAGGAAGGGGGUUGUGGUACCUUCGUUCCUCUUUUCUUUAACUUGAUUGGUUCUGUCAGACAAUAUAACCUGCAUUAUCAACAAGCCAAUUCAAGACCGGAGCCCCAUGCGGAUCCUUUACAAGCAGCACAAACUCCUGUUGAUGAGAUGAUAAGACAUGCGUAUGUUGACCCCAAUGAUCCAACCAGAAUCUUCUUGCAGCAACCUACCCCGGACUCUCAGUUAAGGCGACGCACUUACCAGUCCCGUCCGGCUGAACCCUCUAUGUAAUGUUGUCCUUCAGUGGUAAAUAAAAAUACUCGUUGAAGAACCAACGAGAAAUAUGAAACCAUGAUGCGUGAAAAAGAGUGCAUAAAUAAUACGCUUGAUAGGUUAUACGUGGUAUAUUCAAUAAAGUGUGAUAUCUAGUUGUUGCCCUGUUUGCUUGUAACGACUCCUAAAUUCUUUGUUCUAUUUAUCAAUCAUCCUCUUGAUAUGGCGCAACAUACAAUAAGGCGCCUUUGGCGAAACUUCUACCGUUAUUAAAAAUCCAGAAUUAAAGACAAC